Molecule: messenger RNA, 6177 nt
Organism: Oldenlandia corymbosa var. corymbosa
Lineage: Eukaryota; Viridiplantae; Streptophyta; Magnoliopsida; Gentianales; Rubiaceae
Source: the annotation of a GenBank genome assembly
AUGGAAGGCGUGGUAUCAGUGUUUCCAAAUGAGAUCAUGCAGCUCCAUACCACAAGGUCGUGGGAUUUCAUUGGGUUCCCUCAGGACGUGAAGAGAAAAGCCGUUGAAACUAACAUUACAAUAGCGGUGCUUGAUACCGGAAUUUGGCCUGAAUCUCCGAGCUUUAAUGACUCAGGAUAUGGUCCACCUCCAAAGAAAUUCAAAGGCAUUUGCGAAACAUCCAAAAAUUUCACUUGCAAUAACAAAAUAAUUGGAGCAAAACACUAUCACACAAGUUCUCAUCAGGUACGUGGUAAGAGCCCAAUUUCGGAGACACCAAGAGAUACAAUGGGGCAUGGAUCACACACGGCAUCGACAGCUGCCGGCGAAACAGUGAUCAAGGCAAGCUUGUAUGGCUUAGGGGCCGGGACGGCUCGAGGAGGAGUACCUUCAGCUAGAAUAGCUGUUUACAAAGUGUGCUGGUCAUAUGGUUGCUCUUAUGGAGACAUACUUGCAGCAUUCGACGAUGCAGCCGCCGAUGGCGUCGACAUCAUAUCAAUCUCUAUCGGGCCCUGGUUUCAUCGAGACUACUUCAAAGAUUCCAUCGCCAUUGGAGCAUUCCACGCCAUGAAACACGGCAUCUUGACAUCAAUCUCGGCAGGGAAUUUUGGGCCAUCUCCCCGGUCGAUCAACAAUUUCUCCCCCUGGUACCUUUCUGUGGGAGCUAAUGUUAUAGAUCGGAAAUUUGUGGCAGACGUGGUAUUGGGAAAUAACAAAACUUACCAGGGAGUUUCUGUAAACACAUUCAACCUCAGUGAAUUUAUCCCAAUUGUUUACGCUGGGGAUGUCCCUGCAAUCGGUUCUAACUCAUCGAACUCCAGGUACUGCGAUGAGGGCACAUUGUACAAAGCUAAAGUAAAUGGGACGAUCGUGUUAUGCGACCUUAAGUUUGAUAACACAGCAGUCAUAGUUUUAGAAGCUGGUGGAGCUGGUGUUGUAAUGGCAGAUCGAAAUUACAAGGACAUCGCCGCCACCCAGGUUUUACCUGCAACUUAUGUGGAUAGGGAUUAUGGCACCAAGAUUCAUGGUUACAUAAAUACCACAAGGAACCCGACUGAUUGGAUCAAAAAGAGUAUGGAAAUUAUUGACAAAGACGCACCAUAUGUUGUUUCAUUUUCAUCCAGAGGACCAAGCCCCAUUACCCCUGACAUUCUUAAGCCGGAUUUAACCGCACCGGGAGUGGACAUUUUAGCUGCAUGGUCCAAGGCAACCACAGUGACAAGAAAAGAAGGCGAUACCAGAGUUGUUCCUUAUAACAUAAUUUCAGGAACAUCAAUGUCGUGUCCGCAUGCGACCGGUGCAGCUGCUUAUGUUAAAUCUUUUCAUCCUACUUGGUCACCUGCUGCAAUCAAAUCUGCCCUCAUGACUACUGCUACUGUGAUGGCACCGAAAAAGAACAAAGAUGCUGAGUUUGCCUACGGAUCAGGGCAGAUAAAUCCUGUCAAAGCCGUUGAUCCAGGACUAGUAUAUGAUAUGAAGGAGGCUGAUUAUGUGAGUUUCUUAUGCGUAUGGGAUCUUAACUACCCUUCAUUCGCGCUUUCUGCAAAAUCAGGCCAGACUAUUACUCGGGUUUUCCACAGAACAGUGACAAAUGUUGGUAAUCCUGAAUCAACUUAUAAGGCUAAGGUUAAAGCUCCGUCUCAGAUGAAAGUCCAAGUCAAGCCAUCUACUCUUUCCUUCGAUUCGAAAGGUCAGAAGAAGUCUUUUACAUUGAAAGUGUCUGCAACAAUUCCAAAGACUCUGAUAUCAGGCUCUCUGGUGUGGGAGGAUGGUGUUCAUCAAGACAACAAAAGGGCGGCAGAUUCCCUACUCUACAGCUAUAAGAGAAGCUUCAAUGGUUUUCUUGCAAGGAUGACCGAUUUUGAGAAGGAAAGAAUAGCCAGCAUGGAAGGUGUAGUAUCAGUGUUUCGAAAUGGUAUCAGACAACUCCUAACCACAAGGUCGUGGGAUUUCAUCGGCUUUCCUCAGAAUGCUAAGAGAACCACCGUGGAAAGUGACAUUAUAGUAGCAAUGCUUGAUACAGGGAUUUGGCCAGAAUCUAAGAGUUUUAGUGACUCUGGAUAUGGUCCUCCUCCAAAGAAAUUUAAAGGCACCUGCGAAAAAUCCAAAAAUUUUACCUGCAAUAACAAAAUAAUUGGAGCAAAGCACUAUUUCACAAAUGGUCAAGUACAUGAAGGAGACGUUUACACGCCUAGAGAUACAGAAGGUCAUGGAUCACAUACUGCAUCAACAGCGGCUGGUGUAGUAGUAAGUAAGGCAAGCUUGUAUGGCUUGGGAGAAGGGACAGCUCGAGGAGGGGUACCCUCGGCGAGGAUAGCUGUGUAUAAAAUCUGUUGGGCUGCUGGUUGCUAUAAUGCAGAUAUCCUUGCAGCAUUUGAUGAUGCAAUUGCUGAUGGGGUAGACAUCAUAUCCCUCUCUGUGGGAGGCUUUCCCGAAAACUACUUUGAAGAUGUCAUUGCGAUUGGAGCAUUCCACUCCAUGAAGCAUGGCAUAUUGACUUCAAAUUCUGCUGGAAAUUCAGGGCCAUUUGCCUCAUCAGUCACAAAUAUCGCCCCUUGGUCCCUCACGGUGGCAGCUAGUGUUAUAGAUCGGAAGUUUGUGGCAGAUGUCAUAUUGGGGAACAAAAAGACAUAUCGGGGAGUUUCUGUGAAUACUUUCAACCUCCCUGAAUUUUAUCCUCUUGUUUAUGGAGGUGAUGUCCCGAAUGUUGCAGCUGGUUUUGAUUCAUCCGAGUCCAGGUACUGCAUAUAUGACUCAUUGGACAAGACUAAAGUCAAUGGAACAAUUGUGUUGUGUGAUGAAUUGAUGGAUGGAACAACAGUUUUAAGUGCUGGUGGUGUUGGUACUAUAAUGCAAGAUGCAGGAAACAAGGAUUACGCCUUCUCUUUCCCCUUGUCCGCAACUUAUCUAGGUACAGAAGAUGGCAGUAAAGUUGAUAGUUACAUAAACACCACAAGCAAGCCAACUGCACUAAUUCAAAAGAGCAUAGAAAUUAAAGACAAAGCAGCACCAUAUGUGGUUUCAUUUUCAUCAAGAGGACCAAAUCCCAUUACGGCUGACAUUCUCAAGCCGGACUUAACGGCACCCGGAGUUGACAUUAUAGCGGCAUGGUCUGAAGCAACAACAGUGACAGGAUUGCAAGGGGAUACAAGAGUUGUUCCAUAUAACAUAAUUUCUGGGACAUCAAUGUCGUGUCCACAUGCAACCGGCGCAGCUGCUUACAUUAAAUCUUUUCAUCCUACCUGGUCACCUGCUGCAAUCAAAUCUUCCCUCAUGACUACUGCUACUCUGUUGACUCCAAAAAUCAACAAAGAGGCGGAAUUUGCUUACGGAUCGGGCCAAAUAAACCCCAUCAAAGCAGUUAAGCCUGGUUUAGUGUAUGAUUCAGGGGAGGCUGAUUAUGUGAGCUUCUUAUGCGGUCAAGGCUAUAACACCACAACUUUGAGAUUAGUGACUGGUGACAACACUACUUCUUGCACCAAAACGAACAACGCAACAGUUUGGGAUCUCAACUACCCUUCCUUCACACUUUCUGCAAAAUCAGGUCAAAUUACUCGGGUUUUCCACAGGACAGUGACAAAUGUUGGCACUCCAGUAUCAACUUAUACAGCAAAGAUUUCUGCUCCGCCUGGACUCAAAAUUGAAGUCAAGCCCUCAGUUCUUUCGUUCAAAUCACUGGGGCAGAAGAAGUCCUUCACAGUGCAAGUUACAGCAACAAUUCCCAAGACUUUGAUAUCAGGCUCUUUAGUAUGGGAUGAUGGUGUUCAUCAUGUCAGAAGUCCAAUUAGUACGGCCGAGAAGAAAAAUGACAAUUUGGCUCCCAUGGCCAAUGUAGUAGUUUCCAUACCACGGCUUCUCUUGUUGGCCCUGGCAACCAUUUUAUCAGCUAGUUGGACUGUUGCACAGCAAAAUGACCAUCAAAAGGCAGGCUACAUUACAAUAUUCAUUUCAUUAUGCAAAUAUAUGUAUUUCGUCAUUCGUUUUAGGCUACAUUACAAUACUAAUUUCAUUAUGCAAAUAAUUGAUAAUUUCAUCAUUCGUUUUACUUCAUCGUUUGAAGGAAUGAAUGCCAUAGCAAUUGACAAAUGCUUCUCGGCGUCAUCGUUUCAUUCAAACAUAUUACAAGCAGCAAUUGGCGGCGGUUACAAGAGAAGCUUCAACGGUUUUCUUGCAAAGUUGACAGAUGCAGAGAAGGAAAGACUAUCCAGCAUGGAAGGUGUGGUAUCAGUAUUUCCAAAUGAGAUAAGACAACUCCACACCACAAGGUCGUGGGAUUUCAUCGGCUUUCCUCAGAAUGUCAAAAGAACAACAGUGGAAAGUGAUAUCAUUGUAGGAAUGCUUGACAGUGGGAUUUGGCCAGAAUCUAAGAGUUUCAAUGAUUCAGGAUAUGGUCCUCCCCCAAGUAAAUGGAAAGGAAGUUGUGAAACAUCCUCAAAUUUCACUUGCAAUAACAAAAUAAUUGGAGCAAAACACUACCUUGCAAACGGUGAAACAGGUCCAGGGGAUAUUUUGUCGCCUAGAGACACCGCGGGCCACGGAUCGCAUACAGCAUCAACGGCUGCCGGUGUAGUUGUCACCGAGGCAAGCAUGUUUGGCCUGGGGGCCGGGACAGCGCGAGGAGGGGUACCUUCUGCGAGGAUAGCUGUGUACAAAAUCUGCUGGGCUGUUGGUUGCUUCGAUGCAGAUAUCCUCGCGGCGUUCGACGAUGCAAUAGCCGAUGGUGUAGACAUCAUAUCGCUUUCGGUUGGAGGCUCAUUCCCUGAAGACUACUUUGAAAACUCCAUCGCGAUCGGAGCAUUCCAUGCCAUGAAAAAUGGAAUCUUGACUUCGAAUUCAGCAGGAAAUAGAGGACCAGGUGCCGGGACAAUCACGAAUUUCUCACCUUGGUCCCUCUCGGUUGCAGCUAGUGUUAUAGACAGGAAGUUUGUGACAGACGUGACAUUGGGAAAUAAAAAGACCUUUCAGGGAGUCUCAGUAAAUACCUUCAAUCCCAACAAAUUCUUUCCCCUGGUAUAUGGUGGGGAUGUCCCUAAUGUUUCAGCAGGCUUUGGUUCAGAGGAUUCCAGGUUCUGCUCAGAAGGCACAUUGGACAAAUCUAAAGUCAAAGGAAAGAUUGUGUUAUGCGACGCUCUGAUUGAUGGGUCUGGAAUUUUAGGUGCUGGUGGGAUUGGAGCUAUAAUGCAAGAUGGAGGCGUCAAGGAUAUGGCCUUCCUUUUCCCAAUAUCUACCACUUAUUUGGGUACAGAUGAUGGUACUGAAGUUGCUACUUACAUCAAUACUACGAGCAAUCCAACUGCAAACAUCGAAAAGAGUACGGAAAUUAUAGACGAGACCGGGACUCCGUUUGUUGUUUCAUUUUCAUCAAGAGGACCAAAUCCCAUAACGGUUGACAUUCUCAAGCCGGACUUGAGUGCACCUGGAGUUGACAUUUUAGCAGCAUGGUCUGAGUUGGGUCCUCCGACGGAAAUCGACGGCGAUAACAGAGUGGUUCCAUACAACAUCAUAUCGGGAACAUCAAUGGCGUGUCCGCAUGCCACCGGAGCAGCUGCCUACGUUAAAUCCUUCAAUCCUACUUGGUCACCUGCCGCCAUCAAAUCAGCCCUCAUGACUACUGCAACUAUGAUGACAGCAAAGACCAACACAGAUGCAGAGUUCGCUUACGGAUCGGGUCAAAUCAACCCCAUCAAAGCUGUUAAUCCUGGUUUAGUGUAUGAUUUGGGAGAAGCCGAUUACGUGAGCUUCUUAUGCGGUCAAGGCUAUAACACCACACUUUUGAGAGUAAUUACUGGAGACAACACCAGUUCUUGCACCAAUAAUGCCAUUCAAGUUUGGGAUCUCAAUUACCCUUCUUUUACAGUUUCUGCAAAAUCAGGGGAAAUUACUCGGGUUUUUCACAGGACAGUGACAAAUGUGGGUAGUCCAGUUUCGAUUUAUACUGCUAAGAUUACGGUUCCAUCCCAAAUGAAAGUUGUGGUCAAACCAACAACACUUUCCUUCAAAUCAUUGGGACAGAAGCAGUCUUUCACGGUGACCGUGACGUCAAGUAUUCCAGAGACUUUGAUAUCGGGAUCUUUGGUUUGGGAUGAUGGAGUUCAUCAAGUUAGAAGCCCCAUUGUUGCACAUACUUUUGCACCUUGA